Messenger RNA from Stegastes partitus (bicolor damselfish), 8144 nucleotides. RefSeq names its product DOP1 leucine zipper like protein B (gene dop1b). The coding region runs from base 256 to 7176 and encodes 2306 amino acids. Gene Ontology annotation, cellular component: trans-Golgi network; endosome. Gene Ontology annotation, biological process: Golgi to endosome transport. The transcript has 38 exons. The record is from RefSeq and is a predicted model, not a curated record. Lineage: Eukaryota; Metazoa; Chordata; Actinopteri; Pomacentridae.
UGAGGAUCCCGCCCCGUUAUGACUGUCAGCGCUGUCCACUGUCCAGGAUGGUCGUGUUCACUCAUGUACACAAACACGGGACGAAAUAAGUCCUAAUUUCCAUUGAGGGGCGUUAGCGUGGAAGAUGUACCAUCAGGACCGGGCUGUCUCUUCUUCGAGUCCGGCUGCUUUGAAGCGAGCGAGGUCCAGCACAUCUUGUGCUUGUUUCUCCGUUGAUAUUUUGUGCUGAACAUGCUGGGAUCAGACUAACGUAUCAUGGAUCCAGAGGAGUUAGAAUUGCAGAAUGACUACCGCUACCGUAGCUAUGCGGCGGUCAUUGAGAAAGCGCUGCGGAACUUUGAGUCUUCAAGCGAGUGGGCAGAUCUCAUCUCCUCCCUGGGGAAGCUCAACAAGGCCCUGCAGAGCAACCUUCGCUACUCACUCCUGCCCAAGAGGCUGAUCAUAGGGAAGCGCCUGGCUCAGUGCCUGCACCCGGCCCUGCCCAGCGGAGUGCACCUGAAGGCUCUGGAGACCUACGAGGUCAUCUUCAAAAUCAUCGGAACAAAAUGGCUAGCCAAGGAUCUGUUCAUUUACAGCUCAGGACUGUUUCCUCUGUUGGGCCAUGCAGCCAUGGCAGUGAAGCCUGUGCUGCUGACGCUGUACGAGCGUUACUAUCUCCCGCUGCAGAGGGCUCUGCUGCCCAGUCUUCAGGCCUUUAUAACGGGACUCCUGCCAGGCCUGGAGGAAGGACUGGAGGUGUAUGACAGGACUGACGCUCUGCUGGUCAAGUUGUCACUGCUGGUGGGGCAGCAGGUCUUCUAUGGUGCCCUGUGGGGCAGCAUGCUGGUCACCCCCAUGGUGCGACUGCCUGCUUCUGUCUUUAUAGUCACACAUUUUGACCGCAUGACAUCACUGAGUCAACAAACACACAUGCUCGGCUACGACCACGGCGUAGUGGUGAAGUCAGUUUGUCUUUCUCUGCAAGAUUCAAAUGUCUUGGUUCAGAGGAACACGCUCGAAAUCCUGCUCUACUUUUUCCCCUUUGCCACAUGUCUGGACCAAGCCGAUUCCAGCAUAGCUUUGAGUGCUGAAGACAUGACCACAGUGGUGUCUGCAGCAUCGCUCACGCUACUCCGAAGAGACAUGUCCCUAAACAGACGCCUCUACGCCUGGCUUCUAGGUACUGACAUAAAAGGAGAAAUGGUGUCACCACACCCCACCCUCUCCGCCACCACAGAGGAGCAUACAACCUUCUACUUCAACACCUAUUCUCGAGAUUUCCUUGUGAUGGCUCUGAUUAACAUCCUCAAACAGAAGGAUGUGGAUAGCGACCCUGAAACUGUGACUGUUUACCUCAGGCCGUUUCGCAUCAUUAUCAGUCUGCUUGAUAAACCGGAGAUAGGUCCAGCUGUCUUGAGCAGCGUGUUGUUGGAGGUGGUCCGAGCUUUCUACAGCUACUGUCAACAGAUGCUGGGGGAGGAAACCAUCACCAGCUCAGGUCUCUCAGGCAACCAGCUGGCUAGUAAGAUAAAAGAAAACAAGAACGCAUCAGAGAUCAUAAAGACGAUGAAUAUGCUCGUGAGCUCCAUGAACAGCGAAUACCUGUGGGAGUACAUGACUCGACGCUUCUGUGCUUCUCUCAGUGACAAAGAUGAUCCACCAACUCCUGAGCAGGACCGCGGUCAUCCCACUCCCUCUGUCACCGAGAUGUCCAACCUCAUCAUUUUCCUGCUUGAUGUUCUUCCUCUGGAGCUCCAUGCUGACAUCCAAUCCCAUUUGCUUCCUGAAAUGCUGGGCAACAUGCUGCGGACUCUGCGCAGCCACAUGGACUCUGUUUGCCUAGAAGAUGUCACACAGGGUCUGCGCGCAUGUUUCAAGGUUUUGAGUAAGAUCCAGAUGCCCGUGGCUUACAUGGACGUUGAUGCAGCGGCACACUCAGAGGAGAUAGAGAUACAGUCGCCAGAGGAGGAAAACACCAAGACUCAGGAUAUAGAGAAUGAAGGAGAGAAAGAUGGCAGUGUUGGUCAGGUUAAUGGGCAUCAUGAAGACGAAGAGCUGAACCGAGAUGGAGGUGAUGAGGCAGAGCCUGCUAAUGGUGUUUACCCAGCGCUCAGGUCUGAAGAUAGCGGCUUGGGCAUCAGCGCCUCGCCGUCAGAGCAACAUCUGCCACCAGGGAUGGGACUAGGAGCUGAGAGAAUUGGCAAAGAAGGCGAGGGAGUGUGGCGAAGGGGAGGCAGUGUGGAUACCAUGACACAAUGUCUGCAGGACAUACUGGCUUUUAUAGCAACAAGAUACCUUUUGGUGCAGGUGGAGGAUGUCAGGGGAGCUGAUGAAGCGCCACAGCCUGACCACAGUGCUCCUGCUGGGAAUCAAAAGAUUCUGUUGGGCGGGCGGGAAAUUAAAGACAAACUGACUGAGCUGUUCACUCCAAAUAAACUCAAAGCUCACCCCUCUUCUGAGGCCCUGGGCUCAGCAGCCCCUACUGAGAAGAAAAAGGAACGCGGGCACUUGGGGUGUGUGGAUUGGGCGGCUGGAUUCAUGCCCAGAGGAAGGGCGGAGAUCUCUGAGGCCUGUCGACAGGCCUUCAUCGCCACCUGCCACCUGCUGCUGGAGGGCACCACUUUUCCUGUCUACCUAACUGAAGAGGAGACUCUGGCUCUCCACACAGAAAUGUUUGGCCACACAGGUAGUGACGUGGACAGCCUGCCUGUGUGGCUGAGGUCCUUGAUGACACUGUGCUGCCUGUCCAGGGACUACAACAUCCAGCACACUGCAGUGGCUUCCCUGUUGGAGCUCAUCAACCAUUCCCAAUCCUUAGCACUGGUCAUUCAGGACAAGCACAGACGCUACCAGAACUCCGAGUCCAACCCUCUGAGUGGGCGGCUGCAGAUGGUCACUGUGCCACCCAUCUAUCCUGCCGUGCUUCGUGCCAUAGAGGAGGGCACCGAUUUCUAUCAGAGGGUGUCCCAGGUACUGUGGAGUCAGUUAGAGACAGAGCGGAGAGAGCAGCACAUUUCCUGUGUUGAACUGUUUUACAGGCUGCACUGUUUGGCUCCAUCAGCAUCCAUCUGUGAAGACAUCAUUUGCCAGGCACUACAACACAAAGACAAGGCAGUUAGGCUGGAGGCGCUACACCGCUUCACAGUGCUGUGGCACCUGACCCGGGAGAUUCAGACCAGCAGGACCAUGUCCCUCAGUCGUUCCUUUGACCGGUCUCUGUGCGUUGUGGUGGACAGUCUGAGCUGUACUGAUGGCUCAAUAAGUGCAACAGCUCAGUGCUGGCUGGUCAGGGCUCUGUCGCUUAAUGACGUGAUUCGGAUCCUGGAACCCAUUCUGUUGUUGCUGCUUCACCCGUCCACUCAGCGCUGUUCCAUUCAGAGCAUCAAACAAAAUAUUACUGCUGGUAACCUGAAAGUUCUAAACAACAGAAGUCGAAGCUCCUCCAAAACCGUUGGCUCAUCUACAGACACCAUGGCACGAGAGGUCACCACUUUAAAUGUCCUGAACAUUGUGGACCGGGAAUCCCUGUGGGCAGAGUUAGAUAGCGGCCCAGAGCUGCCAAAGCCAAUUGACGCUUUAGCAAUAUCAAGGAGCGAGAGUGAAGAGACAGAAGAAGAGGAAGCUAGACAGGAGGAGGACGAGGAGCCUGAGAGUGAGCACACAGAGUCAGCUGACACCAGUGGUGCUCAAGUGUCCACAGAAAACUCCAGUUCAGGCUCUGCUCCGUACCGCAGCAUUGAAGACGGAGGUUUGGUCAACGGCCUGCGGAGGGCAGAGUCUGAGCACACACAGGCAUCUGAUUCACUGUCGAGUGAAGAUGAGGAGGAUUUAGAGCUGGAGGCUAUAGCCAGGUCUCGUCUGUUAAAGCAGGAACGUGAAAAAAGAGAAGCCAUCGAUUCCCUGUUUCGCCAUGUCCUGCUGUAUCCUGUGGCCGGCGGCUGGCACCAUCUACUCCAAGGGUUAGCACUGCUAGACAGUCUGCUGAGGAGCAGUGCUGAGUGCCCUCUGGUGGAUGCCCUCUCCUCCACCUCACUGGACACAAGCUCUGCUGCACAUUUAAACCUGGUUUCCAACCUUCUGCAGCGUCACCAACAGGCCCAGGAUGGCAAGGGCUUUUAUGGCUGCUUGCUUUCCCCUUCCUCCUCCCCUUCUGUGCCCCCGUCCCUGCUGAUUGAACUGCUGGUGUCCCUGUGUCUGCAAUUUCUGCGCUCUCAAUACCCGUCCUAUCUGAGCUUGAGUCCUGUCGACCUGCAGGGGAACAGAGAGGUUCAGGUGAAGAGUGUUGAGGUGCUGACUCGGAUGGUGAACCAACUUGUCUGCACAGCACGAGCACAAGAAGGCAGCAAGGCCAACCUGGAGCCCAUCCGCAGACUUCUCUCAGGUUGUAAAGUGCAGCAGUAUGCCCUGCUUACACUUUCUGCAUCUAUGUAUAUCAGCCAGAAGGGAACGGAGAAGGGAUCGUCCAAAGGUGUGGAUCUACUAGAGGAGCAGGGAGGCCUGUCAGAGGAGAGUCUGGUGAAUCUUGGAACAGGAGGAGGACAGGAGCAAUACACCUUACAAAUGGAGUUACUGAAACUUCUCCAGGCUCUCAUAGUCCUUGAAUACCACGUGUGGCCAGGUGGGGCUGCCCCAGCGGCUGGGUCGGGGGGCGCAUCUGGCCAGUCUGGGGAGCCUCGUGAAUCCUCAACUGCCAGCACGCCUCUUGCUCGUGAGUGGCAAACUGCGGUCCUUUUCCAGCAGUCCAUCAAGGCGGCCCAGUACGUCCAAAGCCAUCCCAUCACAGCUCAAGGAAUGUUUGUUUCUGCAGCAGCCAGGGCUCUGCAGCCUCAGUACGGCUAUGCCAUGCACCCCCACUGGGUGUCACUGCUGUGCUCCUCUCUGCCGUACUUGGGACGCUCAUUAGGCAUCAUUGUGGCUCCGCUCAUCAGCCAGAUCUGCAGGAACUUGGAUGAGUUGGUGAAGUUGUACGAGCAUGACGGAGGAAAGACAAACCAGAGCCUGAGUGGAAGGAGGGAGAAUAUUGCCCCUGACUACCCUCUGACUCUGCUAGAAGGCCUGACCACCAUCACACAUUAUUGUCUACUGGACAACAAAAGGUCCCUCGUUGCCUGCGAUCUUGUGGACAUUCGUAAUGCACGCAACGCUGUGAUCGAGGCACUGCCGCACAUGCUCAGCAGUAUGGCGUUGUUAUGGGGCGUGGUCAUGAAGGAAGAGUAUCAGAGGCGUGCAUCGGACUCUGCACAGAGCAGCAGACACACUUCUACCUCUGUCUAUUUCAAAGGCUCCAGGGUCUUGCGGCAGCGGAUACUGGAGUUCCUGCUCCCUCUAACUGCACAGUAUGGCGUUCAGCUGAUGGCUUCUCUGGGAGCAGUUUGGAGCAACAGGAAGAGUAAAAGAAGGCAUAAAAACAAAGUUUUGCCUGUGGCCAGUGAGUCUCGUCUCACCAUUGUGGAGCUGGUGAAAUCGCUGCACACCUUGCACACUGAUACCAUCCUGCACUUGGUCAAAGAGGUGGUGAAAAAACCAUAUCAGAUCAAAGGAGAACAGAAGUCGACACUGGUCGAUGUCCCCAUGUUGCAGUUCAGCUAUGCCUAUAUCCAGAGUAUUUCAGCUCAGGUUCUGCAGGAAAAUGUUGCUCCUCUACUCACUUUGUUACGGGAGUCUGUUCAGCUCAACCUGGCCCCACCUGGACACUUCUUAUUGCUGGGAAUCCUGAAUGACUUUGUCAAUAGGCUUCCCAACCUGGACAGCAAGAAGGACACUAGAGAUCUGCAGGAGGUGACUCAGCGGAUCCUCGAGGCAGUAGGUGGCAUCGCAGGCUCAUCUCUGGAGCAGACCAGUUGGCUCAGCCGCAGCCUUGAGGUCAAAAAUCAGCCACAGGUUUGCCCAGAAGCAGAUGAAGCAGAUGAUGCAGACAUGGACGGAGAGCAUUGUGAGUCAGUGGCUCAAGCCAGCGCCAUGGUCUCCUCCUCAGCUCCCUCUGUUUACAGCGUGCAGGCUCUUGUACUUCUGGCUGAGAUCUUGGCACCACUUCUGGACAUGGUAUACCGCAGUGACGAGAAGGAGAAAGCCGUUCCUCUCAUCUCCCGACUCAUGUACUAUGUUUUCCCCUACCUGAAGAACCACAGUGCCUACAACAUGCCCAGCUUUGAAGCGGGUGCUCAGCUGCUGAGCAGUCUGAGUGGGUAUGCCUAUACCAAAAGGGCCUGGAGGAAAGAGGUCUUUGAGCUUUUCAUGGACCCCCUCUUCUUCACCAUGGAUGCCUCCUGUGCACACAGUUGGAAAUCCAUUGUUGACCACCUGCUGACUCAUGAGAAGACCAUGUUUAAAGACCUUAUGAGCAUGCAGAGUAGCUCCCUGAAACUGUUCGCUAAUGUCGACCAGAAACCCAUGCUGCUGAAACGCCAGGCGUUUGCCAUGUUCAGCGGAGAACUCGACCAGUACCACCUCUAUCUGCCCCUAAUUCAAGAGCGUCUCACAGAGACUUUGCGUAUGAACCCCAGCCCUGCUGUUUCAGCCCAGAUGUUCCUGAUGUUUCGUGUUCUCUUGUUGCGAAUUUCAUCCCAGCACCUGACGUCUCUUUGGCCCAUAAUGGUCACAGAACUGAUUCGCACUUUUGCACGUCUAGAGAAAGCUCUGCAGGCAGAUAAAGACGUGUCAAAACUGGCUAAAGUGGUGCGUGGAGCCCUUGACAAAAACGGACCAGUGAAUUUCUCCCAGGCGGAGUUGGACAUGUACCUGUCAGCCUGCAAGUUUCUGGACACCUCACUGGCUUUCCCCCCUGACAAGAUACCACUCUUUCAGAUGUAUCGCUGGGCAUUUGUCCCUGAGGUGGAUGUGAGCCGCUACAGUGGUCCAGAAACUGCACUGAUCGAAGGCGAACAGGAAUGCAUACCACACGUAGUCAGAGUAGUGGAAGGGAUACAGCAACGCUUUGGGACCCUGAAUGGACUGAGUGAGGAAUCCACCACGGAGCGUCUGGAGUCCCCCCUCCUCACUCAGCGCUCCCUGUCCUCCAUCACCCAGCUGUUGCCUUUCCUAUGCACCCUCUGCUGUUCCUUCCAGAGCCCUCCUCCUUACAGCCAACCGAUGCCCCACUUCCCUGUAGCGGAUUACCCUGCAGCCAGUUCACACACGGUCCUGAGGAGGCUGGAGCACAUCACUGAAGAAGAGUUCCUGGACUCCAUGGAGAUUUAAAAGCUCUAACAUGAAGCUUUCAUGAACUCAGCUUUUUGACCUGCAGCCAUACAAGUAGAAUACCUAAAACGGGCACAACCAUGGAUUAUGUUGUAUUGUGAAUUAGGGGAGGGGAAAAAAAAAAAACAGGAAACGUGUUGGAACUCUGCUUUUUAAUGUUUUAACUUGUCUGAUCUCCACAUCGAUACAUGUACCUCUGAGGUGCUCUCACACUGAAUCUGUAACGGAAAAACAAAGGGACUUUAGUCAUUUACAAUUGGCUUUUUAUAUAUGAAAUAUAUGGUAAAUAAAUCACAUAUUAAUGUGGAAUGCUUCUUCCUCAUCCUCCUGCAGAGCCUCAUCUCAGGUGAAACGUAUUCACACAUUGAAAUUCUACUUUCCUCUCUUUGCUUUGUACAAUUAGACAAAAAAAUACCUUGAAAAUGGAAAUGUAAACCAACUUUAAAUGAUUACCUAUUGUUUCUAUAAGGCAUGCCCCUUAUGAUAAUAAUAGUUCCAGUCAAGUUUUUUUUUUUAGUUGGACACAAAAUAGCAGAUUCACUGUGAAAAACCUGAUUAAGUAUUGUCUUUGUUCCUUUCCAUAACUCUGGUUAAUCUGUAGUACGAGCAAACAUGCAUCCGUCUGACCCUGCGAAUGUCAAGACUUAAUGACUUUACCCGCGGUAAAGAUUUACAUUAUGUUCAGAGUUUUAUUUGUAAGUUACUGAAUGUGCUUUGUGUACACCAGGAAAACCCUUUGAAAUAAUAAUGGGCGUGCCUCGAUAUAAUACGUGCUUGCCAUUUUUGGUGUUUAAGGGAAACUAGCCUUUUCUUCGUAGUUGUUCAUGAGUAGUUUUUACAGCUGCCCGUUGUCUUUGUUUUUUCCACAAUGCUGAAUGUUUAAGUAAGUUAUUUUGGAUGUUUAAAAGGACCAUGUCAAGUUUUGAAUUUGCAGAAAUAAGACUCAUUAAAAUAAAUAACAAACUUAA